AUGUCGUGCUACCUCGAGAACACGGCUCUCUUCAAGAGCCAAAUCGGCAUCACUCCAUGGGACACUUGCGUCAACGGUGUCAGUCAGUACAAGAACAUCUUCGGCCUGUCCGACUACAUGGGAAAGUCUUACGAUGGGAGAUGCUCUUUCUUCCAAGGAACUCCUCCCCUUCCAGAAGGUCUUGGAUGGUUCAUCAUUCUCGGAAUCGGCGUCAUUUUCGCGUUGAUCACUUCCCUCAUGGUUUGGUUUGCGUCGUCCCACACUCGCGAAGAUCAGCAGGUCGGCAGGAACUCUGAGCAGUUCACCUCUGGUGGACGACAGAUCCCCGCGGGUCUCACAGCGGCGGAUGUCGUGUCAAAGUGGACAUGGGCAGCCACUCUCCUGCAGUCCAGCAAUGUCGCAUACCAGCAGGGCGUGUCUGGACCUUUCUGGUAUGCUGCUGGAGCAACGAUCCAGGUCAUCCUGUUCGCGACUCUGGCCAUCGAAAUCAAGAGGAAGUGUCCUGCCAUCCACACGGUGCUCGAGGUUGUGCUGGUCCGCUGGGGUGUCGCCGCGCACAUGGUCUUCCUCUUCUUUUGCAUUCUCACCAACCUCAUCGUCACGGCCAUGUUGAUCUUGGGAGGAGCAGCGACAGUCGAGGCGCUGACGGGUGUGAACGUCUAUGCUGCAAGCUUCUUGAUCCCUAUUCCUGUUUGCGUCUACACCGCCUUUGGAGGGUUGAAGGGAACUUACUACGCCUCCUUCACGCACACUGUCAUCAUCUUCAUCGCUCUUCUCAUCUUCAUGUGGAAGAUCUACGCGGGCCCCUCGGACAUCGGAAGCAGCGACAGGAUGUACGACAACUUGGUAUGCGAUGCCAUCAAGAGUCAGAACACCACCGGCUUGGAGUUUGCCACUGGCAACAGCCAUGGAAGUCUCUUGACCAUGUGGUCGCAAGGAGGUCUUAUCUUCGGUAUCGUCAACAUCGUCGGAAACUUCGGCACGGUCUUCGUUGAUCAGUCCUACUGGCAGGGAGCCAUUGCCUGCCAGCCCAGCGCCACCUGGAAGGGUUACCUGCUGGGAGGCAUCUCUUGGUUUGCCAUCCCCUUCUCCAUGGCGACUUCCCUCGGCCUCGCUGCCCAUGCUCUCAACUUGCCCAUCACUCCCUCCGAGUCCGCGCAGGGUCUGGUGCCCCCCGCCGUGGCUGUGCAUCUGCUGGGUCAGGGCGGUGCCUUCUUGAUCGCCUUCCAGCUGUUCCUUGCCGUGACUUCGACUGCCAACUCCGAGCAGCUCGCCGUGUCCUCGCUCCUCGCCUACGACGUGUACAAGCGCUACAUCAACCCCCAGGCCACCGGCAAGCAGAUCAUCUUCGUCUCGCGCGCUGGAAUCAUCUUCUGGGCGAUCUUCUCGGGUGUGGUUGCAGCCAUUUUGAAGCAGUUCGACAUCAGCUUGGGUUGGGUCUACAUGUCUAUGGGUAACUUCAUCGGCUCUGCUGUCGUUCCCAUCACCUUCUCCCUCACCUGGAAGGACUGCACGGCUCUCGGAGCAAUCUCUGGCGCCGUCGGCGGGCUCGCAGCAGCUUUCAUCGGAUGGUUCUCGGUUGCCGCUUCCCUGAACAAUGGAGUGAUCAAUGUGGACACCCUUGGAGGAAACUACCCCAUGCUGACCGGCAACCUGCUUUCCCUCUGCGUCUCCCCCAUCAUCUGCAUCAUCGUCUCGCUAAUGAGCCCUCAGAAUUACGACUGGAAGGAUCUCGAGGAGAAGACCGGAACUUACCUUGUCGAGGACGACCCUCAUGCGCACUUGAAGGCGUCGGGAGGUGUGGAUUCCAAGGAAGCCAUGGACAAUGCCUACUACUGGGUGACGAGGGGAGGAACUGCGCUUUCCAUCGUUCUUAUCAUCCUCUGGCCGCUGCUCACGCUGCCCCAGAACCCCUUCAGCAAGUCUUACUUUGGCUGGUGGGUGGCCAUCGCCUUCAUCUGGGGUCACAUGGCCUUCUUGGCCACCGUCGUCUACCCUGUCGUCCAGUACUUCCUGCCCCCCAAGGACAUGUACCUCGAUCCCUCCGAGUCCGGAAUUGCUCCCGUCAAGCCGCAGGAGAUGCAGCAGAACUCUCCUGCUCCAGCUGGUUUCGUCAUGAACCCCGCCAUGGGGGCUCCGGGUAUGAUGAUGUAUGCUCCUCCCUUCCAGUCGUGGAACGGUCCUGUCCAGGGCUUCAGCACUGUUGGACCCUUCGGUGCCACGAACGUCCAAGGCAUGCCUACUCCCAUAUUCCCUCAAGCUUAA
Molecule: messenger RNA, 2265 nt
Organism: Guillardia theta CCMP2712
Lineage: Eukaryota; Cryptophyceae; Pyrenomonadales; Geminigeraceae
Exons: 2
Coding region: 1-2265 (754 amino acids)
Biological process (GO): urea transmembrane transport
Cellular component (GO): plasma membrane
Molecular function (GO): urea transmembrane transporter activity
Source: RefSeq, a predicted model, not a curated record